GGCGGCGGAGCAGGGAGCUGGGGCUGCGAGGCUGCCAUCAGCAGGCACCCCGGCCGCCAUGAGCCAGCACUACACCAUCCACUUCGCCAAGGGUGCCCCGCCACCCCGGAACCCCGCCAAGCACUACUUCUUGGACAGGGAAUUGGGGCACCAAAAAGAUAUCCUGACAGAGGAUGACGUCUACUGCAGCUGCCUGGCCAAGACUCUCUGCCACGUGCCUGUCCCUGUGACCGUGGGUUUCUAUGCCCCCUUUGGCUGCCGUUUGCACAUGAUGCUGGACAAGAUCAUGGUGCUGAUGCAGCAGGAGGCGACCCAGUGUGAGGCCAAGGAGCUGCAGCACGUGCAGUGGCAGCCGCGGCCCGUGCAGGGCUGGGGCUUCUCGAAGCUGCUGUGGUACCUGGUGUUCCUGCAGCCCAUCAUCACCGAGGUGCAUCUGCGGCGCAAGAAUGUCAAGUUCCUCUUCAUCCGCUUCAGCGCCUGGCAGUACGCGGGCACUGACAAGCUGUGGGCCGGCCUGGUGACCACGCUGUGCGAGGGCAUCCGCCAACAAUACGGCGCACUGCCCUUCAGCUUGUACUCGGUGCUGGGCAAGAAGGCGGCCACGAGGCUGGGCUGCCGCCAGCGCGAGUGGCACUGCCGGCGCCAACUGUGCCUGACACUGCUGGCACUGCUGGCGGCGCUCAGCCUGGGCAUGAGCCUGCUCUACCUGUCGAUGGGCUCCCACGCGCUGAGCCACGGCAACCUGUUCCGGGCAUUCGGCGGCGCGGCCACCACGCUUUCGAGCUCCGGGCUGCUCAUGGCCGUGUACUCGGUGGGCAAGCACCUGUUCGUGAGCCAGCGCAAGAGAAUUGAGCGGCUGGUGUUGCGCGAGAAGUUCGGCAGCCAUCUGGGCUUCAUGUGCGAGGUGAAGAAGGAGGUGAGGCUGCUCACCGACUUCCUGUGCUUCCUGGAGAUCUACCAGCGGCGCCGGCUGCGCGUCGUGCUCGAGAUCACAGGGCUGGACACGUGCUACCCGGAGCGCGUGGUGGGCGUGCUAAACGCCAUCAACACGCUGCUGUCCGACAGCCACGCGCCCUUCAUUUUCAUCCUGGUGGUGGACCCCAGCAUCCUGGCUUCGUGCCUCGAGAGCGCCUGCUCCAUGAAGGGCACGGCCGACAACGGUUACGUCUUCCUCAACCGCACCAUCACGCUACCCUUCUCCGUGCCCAUCAUGGGCCAUCGCACCAAACUGCAGUUCCUGCACGAUGCGGUGCGAAGCCGCGACGACCUGCUCUAUCGCGAGAUGACGCGCAAAGUGAGGUCGCGGGGCGGGGACGGGGACGGGGGCGGGGACGUCGAGCCGCUCCUGGAGAUGGAGGAGCAGGCCCGGGCCGAGAGCGCACAAAGCGUCCUGGAAGUCCAGGCGGCUCGCAGCAUCCAGGAGGCGCUCUGCUGCCUGCACGACGAGGGCGACUGCCUCUUCGAGUACGUGCCCGACAACGUGGUGUCCAUGCGGCGCAUCGUCAACACCGUGCCCAUCACCGUGCGCCUGCUGCAACAGCAGCAGGGGGACUUCGGGGGCCUCUCGCCGCGCCAGGCCGUGGCUUGGGUCGUGCUCGCCAACCAGUGGCCGUGCCGUCUCAGCUGGGUUCUGCAGUGCCUGGAGGACCGGCAGCAGGCCGGGGGCGCGCCCGAAGCCUGCGCGCGCCUCUGGGACGUGUUCUGCGACCACAGCCUCGAGCUGCACACCAUGACCGAGACGCUGCAGAAGGUGCUCGACCUGGACGGCGACCCCGAGCUUUUCCAGCGCUUCCUGGGCGCUGACUUCCCCUUCACCGUGUCCGAGGCGCAGAGGCUCCUGCGCUGCACCGUCAACCUGGACCACUCCAUCCGCCGCCGCAUGGGCCUCAUCCGGGCCGUCAGCACGCUCAAGUCGCCCCGCCCGCCCAAGUCCCCUGCCCGCAAAGCCCCGCACACCGCCAGCGGAGCCAACCACGCCCCCGGGGCGGCCUGGGCAGGCCAGGCUCCUGCGCAUGCCUGCGAAGCCCACCAACCCCCCGGACGGGGGCAAGUCCAGACCCAUGGCCUGAGUGCCCUUCACUUGGGGUCAGUCUAGCCCAGGUGGGCCUUGAAUGGAAGACCUUGGGCGCAGCAGAGGGCAACACUUCCUUCUGCCCAGAUGAGAGCGUAGCGGGCCUAACUGGGCCCAAGGCCCAGGGUCCAGUGUCCAGAAUGAGGCCUGUGGUGGCCACAUACCCCAGGUGAAUCUGUGAGCCAGAGAGAGCUGUUGGCAGUAGCUACCAGGAGUGGGGCAGUGUAUCAGUGACAGCAUCUGAGAGCCCAGGCAGAAGGACCCAUGAGGAACUCGGGGUUCAAGUGCAAUAAAUGAAGAUGUGAA
This is a messenger RNA of Balaenoptera ricei (Rice's whale), 2377 nucleotides long. It is a transcript of the gene NKPD1, whose product is annotated as NTPase KAP family P-loop domain containing 1. The coding region runs from base 59 to 2095 and encodes 678 amino acids. Lineage: Eukaryota; Metazoa; Chordata; Mammalia; Artiodactyla; Balaenopteridae. The transcript has 4 exons. The record is from RefSeq and is a predicted model, not a curated record.